Molecule: messenger RNA, 889 nt
Organism: Rhizophagus irregularis DAOM 181602=DAOM 197198
Lineage: Eukaryota; Fungi; Glomeromycota; Glomeromycetes; Glomerales; Glomeraceae
Source: RefSeq, a predicted model, not a curated record
CUCUUCUCUUUGUUAUUACUUUGGAUAAUUUUUCAAUUUAUGAUUACUUCGAAAUUGGUUUUGAAUCAUUUUACACUGCGACAAAAUGAAAUUGAAAUUAGGGUUUAGCAAGCACUUUCUUACUCCAGGACGAUAUUACAAUUAUACUUUUAAUUACAAAAAUACGAAAUAUUAUUCUAAACCUAUUUUUGGUCUUUUUGGUUUCGAUGCAGAUGAUGAUGAUAUGAAUAUUGUAAUUGAAGAUAACGUACUUGCUCAAAUACCGAAUACUUUUAAUACUGUGAAUACUGUGUUAGAAUUGUCACAUUAUUAUGAUUUCAUAGUUAAUGAUGAUAUUAUGACAUUCAAAAAUAAUGUUAUAAAACUUAUAGAAAAUUUUGGUGGUUUUUAUAGUGCUAUAAGCGGAAUAUUUGUUUUACUAUUUGGCGCUUCAAAACUUUCUCCAUGGGGAAUUUGUCAAACACACUUGUUACGUUGUUGGCCAUGUCGUCGGAGAUUUAAAAAAAGUUUGGCAAGUAGAUAUGUUUCUCGUGCAGGAAUACCAUUAGUAGAAGAUCCAUGUAAUCUACCAGAGAAUGGUAGAAUCGAAGAUAGAGUAGCUAUAUUAGAAAAUUUGUUAAAAGAAUAUUAUAUUGAUGAUUGUUAUCUAGAUGAGUUAAGAAAAACACGUAACAAAUAUAUAAGAGUAUUAGGAGACGAAAAUGCAUGAUAUAAGUUUAUAAGGAGUUAAAAUUUGAUCAAAUUUCUUUUGUAUUAUUUCUUUUUUCUUUUUUUGCGGUUAACAAAAAAGGCUUAGGCUUAACUUUUAUUAUUUAACAAUAUUUCUUAUAAAACUACCUUAAUCAGGAAAUUAUUAUUUGUUUUUAAUUUAUGUACUUUCGAUUGAAAU